This is a messenger RNA of Fusarium vanettenii 77-13-4, 2013 nucleotides long. RefSeq lists its product as uncharacterized. Gene Ontology annotation, molecular function: protein binding. The coding region runs from base 1 to 2013 and encodes 670 amino acids. The transcript is spliced from 2 exons. The record is from RefSeq and is a predicted model, not a curated record. Lineage: Eukaryota; Fungi; Ascomycota; Sordariomycetes; Hypocreales; Nectriaceae.
AUGAGUUCCCUCUACCCAGAGGAUAUCCUUAUAGAGAUCUCCCGAUACUUGUCCUUCAGCUCUCUCCUUGCCUGGUCGCUAACCAGUCGCGCUCACCAUGAAACACUGACAAGAGUCAUCCUGCACAAACUAGGUCCGUGUCAGUGUCGGCCUAUGAGAGAGUGGGAUGAAGGAGAGUUACAGUCUACACCCCGACUCUCGCGUGGCGCCGUGUUGGUUUGGGCCGCUUCUCGAGGACAUGUUCGGUUGGCGAGGAAUAUCUUGUCCGUGCAAAAGCCGGGACCAUGGAUCAAUACGCCCAUUCUCAGCUCCGGACACGGCACGUCUCUAGGCUCGUUUGGAAUGACGCCUCUCCACGCCGCCGCCAAGGGAGGCCACGCAGAAGUUGUCGAUCUUCUUAUCGAGUACGGGGCGGGCGUUGAAGCAACCGUGGCAGGAAAUCUCCGUCCGAUUCACUUUGCAAAUAACGAAGGUGUCGUCAUGACACUUGUUCGGCAUGGAAGCUCCAUCCACCCACUGGGGAAGAGUACACUGCCCCCGUUGACAUACGUCCUUACCACGAAGCCUCACCCGAGUGCCAUUCAAUGCCUUUUGCGGCUAGGAUGUAGCCCAAAUGCUGCCACAUGGCUCGGUUUCACAGCUGGUGAUGCUGCAAUUCAGAUGGGAAAUGUCGAGGCGUUGGAGCUUCUUCUGAACGCUGGCCUAGACGCUACCCCCUCGGUGUCAGGGAACAACUCCCUUGUAUACAGAGCAAUUUAUUGUCGCCAGAAUGAUCCAUCUGAUCUUACCUUUCGUCUUCUUGAGCUUCUCACCGGUCAUGAGGCCUCUGGUAAAGGAAACCUCUCAGAGUACAGCUCACGAUGGCGGAUCGACAUCCCAUCACACCGGGACUCGCGUUUGAGCCUACGACGGCCAAUCUGGGAUGUUUCAGCCCAUGAUCUAGAGAGACUUCGGGACAGCUGGACCCCCUUUCUCGAGCUCUUUCCAGAGAGGUCUAGUCUCUUUAUUAGCCUGUUCUUGAACGCAAAGGAUGCCUCAAUCAGAGACGAAGUUCAAGAUGCUGACCGGUAUCUCUCAAUGGCUUUCAGUCUUUUUGAUCACCGCGCAAGCCUUGUCUUUGACGUCCACAGAGACAGCUCCAUGCUCCUCAAAUAUUUCUUGAGUCAUGAGGACAAGUUCCCCCAGGUCUUUGAACGGGUAUGCAUGUUUUUGCUUGACCGUUUGGCAGGCGUGCCAAUCUCACAUGGCCAAGGCCCAGUCAUCAGGUCACCCAUCCACCUUCUCUUCACCAGUGGAUACAACUUCUUCCAUACAGAAACCAAUGCAGCGAUCGCUCUCCGUCUUCUCGGGUAUUUUCUGCAUCUCGGAGCCGAUCCAAACGAACCAGACUCUAAAGGCAACACUCCACUGGCUCUACUCUGCCAACUCCCCUUCCAAACCAACCUGAACCAUAGGCACCGUCGAGACUGCCACCUUGAGUAUCGCGACUCAGACGGUAUGACUCCUCUGGGAAGAGCCACUGCGAUCCUAUUCACUCCAGCGCCAUCUACGCAGUGGUGGCACAGGAAGAAAACGCGCUUUGCGUCACGACGAGCAGACUUUUUGGAAGCUCUUUUGGAACUGGGCGCUGACAUCCACGCAGUUCAAGGGACAAGCCGGGACAAGCCCCUCUGUGCAGGAGGGACACCCUUACACUUUGCGUGUUACGAUUCUGAUCCUCUCAUGCUACUGACGCUCUUGAAGCAUUGUGCUUCUAACGAUUUCGACCGGCUCACCGAUACGGGCUUCACGCCCUUGAUGCUUUUGGAGGCUGCAGUCAAAGAUGGGGUGGUUGGAGAGACGGAGGCAAAGAAAAUGGAAGAGCUACUUCUGGCGUUUGUGUCUACUAAGGAGCAGAAGAUAGUGAGGGUAUCGCAAGAUGGGACAAUUUGGCUGCAGAGUGAUGCUGACUUUUAUGUGGAAGCAGGGCGAGGGUACUUCAAGAUAGUAUUGGCAGGGCUGCCAGGGUCUUAA